Ananas comosus (pineapple) is the source of this 2700-nucleotide messenger RNA. RefSeq lists its product as uncharacterized. Gene Ontology annotation, molecular function: ligase activity, forming carbon-nitrogen bonds; ATP binding. The record is from RefSeq and is a predicted model, not a curated record. The coding region runs from base 120 to 2111 and encodes 663 amino acids. The transcript is spliced from 12 exons. NCBI's taxonomy places the organism in Eukaryota, Viridiplantae, Streptophyta, Magnoliopsida, Poales, Bromeliaceae. Gene Ontology annotation, biological process: tRNA processing.
CUCUUCAGAACAAGAUAAGGUCUAGGGUUUCCUCUCUCACUCCCCAAACCCUAAACCCUAAACCCCAAAACCCUCUCUCUCUCUCUCUCUCUCUCUCUCUCUCUCUCUCUCUCUUCGCGAUGCUCCUCUCUUUUCGCGUCUCACCCUACCUCCCUCUCCGCCGCUUCUUUUUCUUCCUCUGCCGCAGCUCCUCCUCUUCCGCGCCGCCGCCGCUGCCCAUGGCGGGGUACAAGGAGGCCUUCGCCCGGCGCAUGGCCAUGGCCGGGAUCAAACCCCAUCAUCGCAUCGCUUUGGGAGUCUCCGGUGGCCCCGAUAGCAUGGCGCUCUGUGUCUUAGCGGCGGGGUGGAAAUUGGAUGGGUCGGCGCCGAAGGAUGAGGCGUCGGGAUAUAUUGAAGGGCUUUUGGGGAUUGUUGUGGACCAUAGGCUGCGGCCCGAAAGCACCGAGGAGGCGGAGAUUGUUCGAGAUAGGGUAAACAAUAUGGGAAUUCGGUGCGAGAUCGCAUGUUGUAGUUGGCCCGAUGGACAGCCGAAGCAAGGCCAUUUGCAAGAAGCUGCUCGUGAGAUGAGGUAUCGUAAUUUUCAACGUGUUUGCGAACAGCAGCAGAUUGGUAUCUUGCUUAUUGCACAUCAUGCAGAUGACCAGGCAGAACUCUUAAUUCUAAGACUAUCUCGUGGUAGUGGAGUUCUCGGGCUUGCUGGCAUGGCAUUCAUUUCACAAUUGUUUCCUACACAUCUAAGAUGCUCCAGUGAAAGUCCCAGUAGUAAUGGUAUUUUACUUGUCCGCCCAAUGCUUGAGUUUUCGAAAGAGGACAUGUACAAAAUAUGUCAAGGAGUUGAACAGGUUUGGGUGGAAGAUCCAACAAACCAGAACUUGUCAUUUGUACGGAAUCGAAUUCGAGCCUCAUUAACGAAUCUGUCAUCAUGUGCUUUUAGGUUGGAAUUGCAAUCACUCAUCUCUGCUUGUCGAUUAACGCGUGCAUAUGUUGAUAGUUUUUGCCAUAAAAUGAUGAGGCAUUCUGUGACUAUCGAUGAGCAUGGGUAUGCUAUUAUCGAUCUAGAAAAGCUCGAGCCAACAGAAGUUGAUGAUCUUUGCCUUUCACAGUAUCUGGCCUCAAUCUUGCAGUUUAUCUCUCAAAGGCACAGACCAAUUCGUGGCAGAACUGCUCGAUUGCUAAUUAGCUACUUCCGUAAAAUCCCGUGCAAGACCUCCCUUUCCGCAGCUGGUUGUUACCUUUGUGCCGCUCCACGGUCCAAAGGCUCAAAAAUUUUGAUCUGUUGCUUGGUUGAGUCGCCUCAGUCAUUUAUUGUUGAUUUUUCAUCUACAUACUCAUGUCGGGAAGAACAAUGUACUCUGCCCAGUGAAAUAGCUCAGAUAAUUAAGGAAGCGGCAUUGUAUUCUAAUGAAUCAGCUGCAGAGGUUUUGAACAUCUCUUUUCUGAAUGCAAAAUGUUCAAUGGAUGUUCUAAGUGAAGCAAAGAAGCUCGAUAUUAUAAGUGAGUCAACUUUGAAAAGUAUUUCCUUACUGAGUGUAGAAGAACAUGAGAAGUUUAUUACCACUACAGAAGCUCAGGAUAAUCAGGAGUCGAUGCAUGAAAUGAACUUUUCUGGUGCUUCAAGCAUAACUAUUCGUCGUGGCGAAGCAUGCCACUUUAUGAACAGGUUCUUAAUUACAUGGAAUUCUGCUGAAGAUGCUAUAAAAUCAGAUAGAGAUCAAGACCAUCUUUGUGAGUUCUGCUUGGGCGACCGGGAAACUAUAUUACACGUUCGACAUUUAGUUGAUGCUGAUUGGUUGUUUCUCGCAGAAGUUUGUAGGAUUCGGGCAGUGGGUGAAUGCCAGUGUAAUUCAGAUGUUUUUACUUGCAAGCCAAAUGAGAAUGAAAUGGAGAAACCUAAAUAUUCAACUUAUAUGCAGUUGUCAGCUGCGAAGGCACUCCAAGCCCUGAAAUCUAUUCCGGUUUCUGCGAGAAGGGCACUCCCUGCACUUGUUAAUUCUCAAGGCUUACUACUAGGUGUGCCGAGCAUUGGCUUCAGAUGUUGUCCUUGUCUCUCGGUUGCCACAGUAUUCAGUCCAAGGGUGCCCCUUGGAGGAGGUUUCACUUUGUACACCUGAACUGAAGCAAGAAGGUGAUGUAAAUUUUGUUCUUGUGGCGAGAAUCAAGAUAUGCCCAACGGAAACAUGCUGCAUGGGUUAUUUUCACUAGCAAUUGCGUUAGUUCCCGUUCCUUGCAGAUUGUUCGUUGGUACAUACUAUAAAGACAGGCAAUCGGACGUGCAAUGGAUGCUUUGCUCAAAAGUUUCUGCCUCUUAUUACUGUGAGUUGAUGGCUUUUGAGUGAAUAUCGCCGCUUCAGCCUCAUGGAGCUGCUCAUGCAUUAUUUGGGACAUCAUAUGCCUUCCUCCAGGUUCUUCUUUUGCUAAGUUUAAUAUUUAUUUCCCUGUGUGGUGAAGGAAAUAGUUUUGUCCUUGCUGAGGUAGAAAACUAUGAACUUCUUUUAUUUGUAUAUUUCUUUUCUUUCUUUUGUUAUUUUUAUAAUUUUGAGCCAAUGUUCACAAGAAUCAUUAAAUUAGUUGCACCACCAAGGAUUUAAGUACACAAUGUGUCGUUCACAAAAGUACAUGUAUGCUGACACACUAUGACAUGAAAUAGACAUUUCGUUUGGCACUAAUAUAUUCUAAAUGUUUAUUAUAUGUCUUUAUCAA